Rhagoletis zephyria (snowberry fruit fly) is the source of this 1183-nucleotide messenger RNA. RefSeq lists its product as uncharacterized. The record is from RefSeq and is a predicted model, not a curated record. Lineage: Eukaryota; Metazoa; Arthropoda; Insecta; Diptera; Tephritidae.
UUGUUCAUUAUUUCGGCAUAUGAAGCGGAAGCACCCUACCCAGAUUAUUGCGAGGCAGACUGGAAACGUAGUAAAUGAAAAUAAUAGCGAAUCGAGACCUCCCCCUCCACAAAGUCUACAACUGCAGCAAACCAACCAGCCAACCAUUCAACCAAUUGCACGGUACUUUAAUAAGUCAAUUGCACUGAAAAAAAGGAAGAAAAAGAGAGCGAGAAAGUCGGUUUCUUCAACUCUAUUGAUAAACGCGUACUCGGAAGUAAUGGAACCGGUGAAAGAACGAUUGAAAAGGGCGUUUGCUGUUGGUUUAACAGUAGAUGGCUGGACUUCGCGAGCACAAGACCAUUUUUUCAGUGUUACUGCGCAUUACAUCGUUGACGACGACAAGCCAGCAUUUCUGGCAUCCGAUUUGCUGACUUGUAUGUCAUACACAAAUCGACAUACGGCUGUCAACAUAACUAAAAUGUUAGCAGACGUAUUGAAAGAAUGGAAUAUUGCGCAUAAAUUUACUGUCAUUGUUUGGGAUAUGAAAGCGGCUGUGCGUGGAGGAGGUGGGAGGCACUGGGGAUGUUUCGCCCAUACGUUGAAUUUAGUUGCGCAGUCUGGCUUGAAAGAAGUUGGAGUGGUUUUAGAAAAAGUGAAGGCAAUUGUGCGACUAUUUACCAAAAGCAGUUACGCCAGUUCGCAGUUAAAACAGACAAUGGAGGGUAUGCAGAUGCAGCCUCUUAAGGCUACAGUUUUGGAUCCGCGCUUCAAAAAGUUUGGAUUCAUAAACGAAUCAAAUUAUAAGACCACUGUACGGAUGCUGUACAACAAAUUCGCAAGUGUAAGAGUUCAGAGUGACAUCUCCUUAGAAAGUGACGUAGACAGGGAAGAGGAAGUAAAUCUUACUAAUAUACAAAAUCAGCGAUUAGAUAAAGUGCGGAAAGACUUUGAUGCGGAAGUUCAGCAAAAUUUAAGGCAAAAUUAAAACCAACUCGCAUCUGCAAUAGUAGAACUAGAUAAAUACUUAGCUGAACCUAUGCUGCCCAGGAAAGGAUAAGAAUGGCAAAUAUCACUGCCCAUUGCUAUGGUGGAAUCAAAGAAAACACAUUUAUCCAAGAUUAUACGAAAUAAUGAAAACGAGACUAUGCAUGCCAGCGACCUCAGUCCCUUGUGAACCAAUUUUUUCGUAUGCGGGACAAAU